UUACGGUGACGGAUUAACAGAGGCACGAUAUGAGAGGCGCCAGAAAGAAGAAACAAUUACAAUGAACACACGGAUUUCAUUACAAUAUUACAUAUAUUAAAGCAGAGAAACAAAAACGACUUGUCACACACAACACUCGAUGAAUUAUUUAGAGAAAAUGAGCGACAAUUUUGAUUCUUUAAACCCUAAUAUUAUAUCAUAAUUUCUUAAUUUCUUUUCCCUCUGCAUUUGAUUUAUUUAUUUAUUAAUUUUUUGUAAAUUUCCUCUUCUUGUGAUGGAGGCAUUGAUCGAGCUGUGCGAUCUGAUCGCGCAGAAUCCGAAGCAAUUCUCCGAUAAACUCGGGUGGAUUUGCAACCGGUGUCCACAGCCUGACUUGCUUUUGUCCGGAUCCCCACGCGUUUCUCGUUCUCAUCUCAAUGCCGUACUGGCCGUAGCUCGGUUUCUGUCGAAAUGUGGGGAAGAGCCCGAGUCACGUGCUAAAUCUGUGGUGCUCGAGUUCUUCCGUGCCAUUCCGUUGUCGUUUCACCGCUCGUUCUGGCCUCAGGCGUUCAGUAGUGACUCAAUUUUGUCUUUCUUUACGGAUUUCUUAGGCUACUUGUCGCAAUCCACCGGUGUCUCCCCCGAUUUCGUGGCCGAUAUUGCCGCGGUAGCCGGAGAGGUGGUUUUGGCAGCAAUUAACUGCAACAUGGCCGAAGAUUCGGGGGUUUCUAGAGCGUUUCUGUUGGCUUUGUCGAGAAAUUUCCCGCCAAUUCUAGCUUCAGAUGCGAAUACAGUGGUGACGUGUCUCUUUGAUCAGUUUGCAGUACCAAUUCCGGCUUCACCGAGAGAACAAAUGAUAAUUAACUCAGAAACGUCGUCGUCUCAGAGCUCACCGAUAAUUUUAAACCACCUUCAGCUGCAGCUCAGUAGCAAUAACGAGAGCGAGUCAAGUCCAGGAAAUGAGGUGACCAGCCACAUUUCGGUGUCGAGUGUGUCAAUCAAUGGUGGGGGAAGCAUAUUUGGUGGAGUGAAUGAUGUACCACAAGUCAGGCAACAGGUUGCUUCAUACGAGGAAGAACCCGUUGAGAGCUUGGAGAAGCAGGAGAUUGCAUUUAAAUUGAUCACACAUAUUUUGGAUAAAGUACAGAUUGAUUCCAAGCUUUUGGAGCAGGUUAGGUUUAUUGCGAAGAAGCAGCUCCACUCCUUAUGUGCUUUUAUGAAGAUAAGGAAGCGGGACUGGAAUGAACAAGGGCCACUUUUGAAAGCCAGGAUAAAUGCAAAACUAUCUGUUUAUCAAUCUGUGGCUAGGUUGAAAAUUAAGAGCCUUGCAUCUCUUGAUCCAAAUGGGAAAAACUCUAAAAGGUUGGUCCUUGAUGCUCUUGCAUCGCUUCUAGAUGCUGCUGAAGCAUGUUUGCUCUCUGUAUGGAGAAAGCUGAGAGUUUGUGAAGAGCUGUUCAGUUCACUGCUUGCGGGGAUUGCACAGAUUGCUGUUAUUAGGGGAGGUCAGCUGCUCCGUGUUUUACUCAUUCGCUUCAAGCCCCUUGUGCUAACUGCAUGUGCACAGCCCCAAGGUGAUACUUGGGGCAGCAGCCGAGGAGCCAUGUUUGAGAGUAUUAUGAAGACAAGUUGUGAGAUAAUUGAAUCUGGCUGGACCAAGGACCGGGCACCUGUUGACACAUUUAUCAUGGGAUUAGCUACAAGUAUUCGUGAACGAAAUGAUUAUGAUGACCAGGUUGAUAAAGAGAAACAUCCGGUUCCUCCUCUGCAGCUUAAUCUUAUACGCUUGCUCACUGAUUUGACUGUUACUGUUAACAAGUCUGAAGUGGUAGACAUGAUAUUGCCACUUUUUGUUGAGAGCUUAGAAGAGGGUGAUGCUUCAACUCCUAGUUCAUUGCGACUUCGACUUCUUGAUGCUGUGUCUCGCAUGGCAAGUUUAGGUUUUGAGAAGUCUUAUCGUGAAACAGUUGUUCUGAUGACAAGAAGUUACUUGAGUAAGCUAUCAAGUGUUGGAUCUGCUGAAAGCAAAACAAUGCCAGCCGAAGCCACUGCAGAACGUGUUGAGACUCUACCUGCUGGAUUCCUUCUGAUUGCUAGUGGUCUUAAGAAUCCCAAAUUGCGUUCAGACUAUCGUCAUCGUUUGCUAUCUUUAUGCUCUGAUGUAGGGCUGGCUGCUGAGUCUAGAAGUGGGAGGAGUGGAGCAGAUUUUUUGGGGCCUCUACUUCCUGCUGUUGCUGAAAUAUGUUCUGAUUUUGAUCCUACUGUAGAUGUGGAACCAUCACUUUUGAAGUUGUUUCGCAACUUGUGGUUCUAUAUUGCUCUUUUUGGUUUAGCACCUCCCAUACAGAAAUCUCAACCACUAGCAAAGUCGGUUUCCACUACACUGAACAGUGUGGGAAGCAUGGGUGCAAUUCCUCUUCAAGCAGUUGGUGGGCCGUACAUGUGGAAUGAACUGUGGUCUUCUGCUGUUAAACGGAUUGCUCAAGGAACUCCGCCCCUUGUUGUCAGUUCAGUGAAAUGGCUUGAAGAUGAGUUGGAACUCAAUGCUCUUCAUAACCCUGGCAGUCGUCGAGCGAAUGGCAAUGAGAAAGCAGCUGGAACCCAAAGAACAGCUCUUUCUUCUGCUUUAGGUGGACGAGUUGAGGUUGCAGCAAUGAGCACAAUUUCAGGAGUGAAGGCGACCUAUCUUCUUGCUGUUGCUUUUCUCGAGAUUAUACGCUUCAGCAGCAAUGGUGGCAUCCUUAAUGGUGGCACUAGUUUGACUGCCUGUAGAAGUGCUUUCAGUUGUGUCUUUGAAUACCUGAAAACCCCAAAUCUUAUGCCAUCUGUCUUCCAGUGUUUGAAUGCAAUUGUGCUCAGGGCUUUUGAAACUGCAGUUUCGUGGCUGGAAGAGCGAACAUCAGAAACAGGCAGUGACGCUGAGAUCAGAGAAUCUACUCUAUUUGCACAUGCCUGUUUUCUCAUAAAAAGUAUGUCCCAGAGGGAGGAACACAUUCGGGAUAUUUCUGUUAACUUGUUAAUCCAGCUUAGAGAUAAGUUUCCUCAGAUUUUGUGGAAUUCGUCUUGUCUAGAUUCCCUGCUAUUUUCAGUUGAUAGUGGCACACCUGGCGUUAUCAAUGAUCCUGCUUGGGUAGCAACUGUUCGUUCUUUGUAUCAGAGACUAGUACGAGAAUGGGUUAUCAUAUCUCUUUCAUAUGCUCCUUGCACUACCCAAGGCCUGCUUCAGGAAAAACUUUGUAAGGCAAAUACAUGGCAGAGAACACAGCCUACAACUGAUGUGGUUUCUCUUUUAUCUGAUAUACGGAUUGGUACGGGUAAAAAUGAUUUUUGGCCAGGUAUACGAACAGCAAAUAUUCCUGCUGUAAUGGCUGCUGCAGCUGCAGCUUCAGGAGCAAACUUAAAACUGACAGAAGCAUUCAAUUUGGAGGUGCUAGGCACUGGCAUUGUGAGUGCAACAGCCAAAUGCAACCAUGCUGGAGAGAUUGCUGGCAUGAGAAGGUUGUAUAACAGCAUUGGUGGAUUUCAAACUGGCACCAAUACAACAGGGUUUGGUAUUGGUAGUGGCUUCCAGAAGUUAAUUGCUGGAGCAUUUUCCCUACAGUCAGAUGCAGAGGAUGAUUCGUUUAAUGAGAUGUUGCUUUCCAAAUUUGUGCGUCAACUUCAACUAUUUGUUAACAUUGCUGAAAAAGGUGGCGAAUUGGACAAGUCACUAUUUCGUGAAACUUGUUCUCAGGCUACUGCAUUGCUUCUUUCAAAUCUGGGUUCUAAUUCCAAGUCAAAUGUAGAGGGCUUCUCACAACUUUUACGGCUUCUUUGCUGGUGUCCUGCUUAUAUUUCCACUCCUGAUGCAAUGGAAACUGGUGUUUUCAUUUGGACUUGGUUAGUGUCUGCUGCACCCCAACUGGGGUCCCUUGUCCUUGCUGAGCUUGUUGAUGCAUGGCUAUGGACAAUUGACACAAAACGAGGUCUCUUUGCAAAUGAAGUGAAGUACUCUGGACCUGCUGCAAAAUUGAGGCCUCAUCUUGCACCUGGGGAACCAGAGGUGCAGCCUGAAGUUGAUCCUGUUGAGCAAAUAAUUGCUCAUAGACUAUGGCUUGGAUUUUUCAUUGAUCGUUUUGAGGUAGUUCACCACAAUAGUGUUGAGCAGCUCUUGCUCCUUGGUCGAAUGUUACAAGGGACCACUAAACUCCCAUGGAACUUUUCACGCCAUCCUGCAGCUACUGGUACUUUCUUCACUCUCAUGCUUCUUGGGCUGAAGUUCUGCUCCUGCCAGUCCCAGGGAAAUUUGCAAAAUUUCAAAACAGGACUUCAACUUCUGGAAGAUCGGAUCUAUAGGGCAUCACUGGGCUGGUUUGCCUAUGAGCCUGAAUGGUAUGACACAAAAUAUAUGAAUUUUGCCCAGUCUGAGGCUCAGUCCAUCUCUGUAUUUGUUCACUAUCUUUCAAAUGAGCGAGGAGAUGCUAUUCAACCUGACCCAAAAGGACGGGGGCGUGAGAAUGGUGGCCCUUUGGCUGAUAUGAACAAUCAAUAUCACCCAGUCUGGGGCCAGAUAGAAAAUUAUUCUGUGGGAAGAGAAAAAAGGAAGCAGCUACUUCUGAUGCUAUGCCAGCAUGAGGCUGAUAGGCUUGACGUCUGGGCACAGCCAAUUACCUCUAAGGAUAGUAUAUCUUCUCGGCCUAAAAUUAGCUCAGAGAAGUGGGUUGAAUAUGCUAGAACUGCAUUCUCAGUUGAUCCUAGGAUUGCUCUAUCCUUGGCAUCAAGGUUUCCGUCAAACGCUUCUUUGAAGGGUGAAGUAACUAAUCUGGUUCAGUCGCAUAUAUUGGAACUCCGCUGUAUACCCGAAGCAUUGCCAUAUUUUGUGACCCCUAAGGCAGUUGAUGAAGAUUCAGCACUUUUGCACCAAUUGCCACACUGGGCUGCUUGUUCAGUUACUCAAGCUCUUGAGUUCCUAACUCCUGCAUAUAAGGGUCAUUCACGUGUCAUGGCAUAUGUUUUAAGGGUUUUGGAAUCCUAUCCUCCUGAACGAGUGACUUUCUUCAUGCCACAGCUAGUUCAGGCUUUGCGAUAUGAUGACGAGAAAUUGGUGGAAGGGUAUCUGCUUAGAGCAGCUCAAAGAAGUGAUAUAUUUGCCCAUAUCUUAAUAUGGCAUCUACAGGGUGAAAUAUCUGUUGUACCAGAAUCCGGGAAAGACCCUAAUGCUGGGAAGAAUAAGUCAUUUCAAGCAUUGUUGCCCACCGUUCGGCAGCAUAUUAUUGAUGGUUUCACUCCCAGGGCCCUUGAAUUGUUUCAAAGAGAGUUUGAUUUCUUUGACAAAGUUACAUCUAUUUCUGGUGUAUUAUUUCCGCUCCCCAAAGAAGAACGCCGAGCUCGUAUUAGGAGGGAGUUGGAAAAAAUUGAAGUGGAGGGAGAAGACCUUUAUCUACCAACUGCUCCGAACAAGCUUGUCAAGGGUAUUCAGGUAAAUAGUGGAAUACCAUUACAAUCAGCAGCCAAAGUUCCAAUUAUGAUCACAUUUAAUGUGAUUGAUCGGGAUGGUGACCCAAGCAAUGUGAAGCCCCAAGCUUGCAUUUUUAAGGUUGGUGACGAUUGUCGACAAGAUGUUCUCGCUCUUCAAGUGAUAUCACUUCUAAGAGACAUAUUUCAAGCAGUUGGACUUAAUCUUUAUCUUUUCCCAUAUGGUGUUCUCCCCACUGGCCAUGAGAGAGGUAUAAUUGAGGUUGUGCCUAAUACACGGAGCAGAAGUCAAAUGGGUGAAACAACUGAUGGUGGUUUGUACGAGAUUUUUCAACAGGACUAUGGGCCCGUUGGGUCUCCCAGUUUUGAAGCUGCACGGGAGAACUUUAUCAUUAGCAGUGCUGGUUAUGCAGUUGCUAGCCUUUUACUACAACCCAAGGAUAGACACAAUGGGAAUCUUCUAUUUGACAACAAGGGGCGGCUUGUCCAUAUUGAUUUCGGUUUCAUUUUGGAAACGUCACCUGGUGGAAAUAUGCGUUUUGAGAGUGCCCACUUCAAGCUGAGCCAUGAAAUGACCCAAUUACUAGAUCCAUCUGGGGUUAUGAAGAGUGAUACAUGGCAUCAAUUUGUAAGCUUAUGUAUUAAGGGUUAUCUUGCUGCUCGUCGUUAUAUGGACGGUAUCAUCAACACCGUGCUGUUAAUGCUAGACAGUGGAUUACCUUGCUUUAGUAGAGGUGACCCAAUUGGAAAUCUUCGCAAGAGGUUUCAUCCGGAGAUGAGUGAACGUGAGGCUGCAAUUUUCAUGAGAAAUGUAUGCACAGACGCUUACAACAAAUGGACCACUGCUGGAUAUGACUUGAUACAGUAUCUGCAACAGGGCAUUGAGAAGUGAAGAAUAUUUUGGACCUCGUCUUCAAAUGUACAUUCCUGUUUGUAUUUCUUUAUUAUAGCUGUGAUUUUUCCGAAGAUCUCCACCGUAGUUUUGGGUAGAACAAAUUGCAGAAUCACCACCAUGACACAGUUGACAACUAAUCGCCGAGAAAAUGAUAAGAAUUAAGCUGGUUGUAACUUAGUGGUGGGUUCCUCGUGAGGCUUGUAAAAUUAUAAUUCUUAGUUUUUUUUUUUUUUUUUUUUUUUUUAACAUUUUUACAGCUUGUUGCAACCAUAGGCCGAAAUUGGAAGGACAAAAUGUUCCCCCGGUUAUCUGUAUAAUUCUUACCUAAUUGCUUCAGUAGCCAUUACCAGCCAUCCCUACAGGCUUCAAUUAUGGAUACUACAGUAUAACUAAAAUGGGUUCUUAAAUUAUAUGUUGUAUGAUCUGAAUCUCUAAAAGAUUUUCAU
This is a messenger RNA of Pistacia vera, 6771 nucleotides long. RefSeq names its product phosphatidylinositol 4-kinase alpha 1. Gene Ontology annotation, cellular component: plasma membrane; cytoplasm. Lineage: Eukaryota; Viridiplantae; Streptophyta; Magnoliopsida; Sapindales; Anacardiaceae. The record is from RefSeq and is a predicted model, not a curated record. Gene Ontology annotation, molecular function: 1-phosphatidylinositol 4-kinase activity. Gene Ontology annotation, biological process: phosphatidylinositol-mediated signaling; phosphatidylinositol phosphate biosynthetic process. Bases 275 to 6322 code for a protein of 2015 amino acids. The transcript is spliced from 26 exons.